Molecule: messenger RNA, 31100 nt
Organism: Xyrichtys novacula (pearly razorfish)
Lineage: Eukaryota; Metazoa; Chordata; Actinopteri; Labriformes; Labridae
Source: the annotation of a GenBank genome assembly
CUUCACAGAGGACAAAUAGGUGAUCUUCAGUCUAGGCCUAAUCCGGCCGGGGGGUAACCCCUGUUGGGUCACCUAUAUGGAGGAUUAAGAGAGACCUGAAGGGGAACCGCCGUGCCCCCUAAAUCCUCCCCCUCAAACAUCUUUUUUAACACUCUAAAAUUAGCCAGCUAACCCCACUACAAACAACUUCAUCAAAAAUUUAAAUAAUAAAUACUUAUCAAUAACUGACCAUCAGUGACACCAGACUAAGCUAGCAAAAAAGAACACACACACACACACACACACACACACGUACAGAUUUUCCCUUAGGACAUUGAUCAAAUUUACAUUUCUGUCUGUCUUUUAGGGAACUGUUCUCUGUUUUUAAGCUCACUUUUGAUUUUUGCUAUUUGCUCUUGACACUUCUUUUUUUCCUUUUUUCUUCCCCUUCCCUUUUUGCAAUCCACUUUUGUUCUUCUUUUAUUUUUUUAUUUUUUCAUUGUUUUAUAUUGUAUUAUUUUAUUUUAGGGUUCCUGUGCUUUUGUUUUUCUUCCCCCCUCCCCUCUUUUUUCUUAGGAAGGACUGACUCCUGAGGUUCUCAUGCCAGGAAAAAUGUACCUCCCUCACUCACGGUUUUACCCACAAUCCAUUUCUGCAACAGGGAGAUGGAUUCCCAAGGCUCUCAUGCCAGAGGCCCAAUUCCAAACCACCCCCUCACUGACUCAUUGACUUAGGUGCGCGCUCAUGUGAGCUCUGUAAGGGCUUGAGGGUUGUUCCAAAUGAAAUCGGUAAGUCAGCGAGGGCUCGGGAACGCCCCUUUCUGCACCCUUUCCGUAAGUCCGUACCGUUGAGGACUUUGGCUAUGAAAUUGCCCACAAUUCAUUGCGUUGUGGGCGUUACUGGAGGACAGCGACGCAGCCGGGGCCAGGAUUUAAAAAGGAACGAGGCCACAAGCGUCUCAACGUCUGCGACAGACACCAAAAAUGACGGAGAUCAUGGCGAAGAAGUUCAAGAAGAAGCAGUUCAUUUAGGAUCUAGGUGCACCCUUAAUACUCUAACAUGGAUGUUCCGCAUCGUGUAUGGUGGGCGCCGGAAUGCCAAGAUGAACAAGAAUGCACUACAUUAACAUGGAUAUAAUAUAUAUAGUACAGGCCAAAAGUUUGGACACACCUUUUCAUUCAAUGCAUUUUCUUUGUUUUCAUUACUAUUUAAAUUGUAGAUUCUCAAAACUAUGAAUGAACACAUGUGGAAUCAUGUGCUUAAGAAAAAAGUGUGAAAUAACUGAAAACAUGUUUUAUAUUUUAGAUUUCUCAAAGUAGCCACCCUUUACUUUUUUGAUAGCGCUGCAAACUUAAGCUGUUCUCUCAAUGAGCUUCAUGAGGUAGCCACCUGAAAUGGUUUUUACUUCACAGGAGUGCCUGAAGUAACCCUGACAAGGAACUACUGUCAUCAAGAGCAAAGGGUGGCUAUUUUAAAGAAACUAGAAUAUAAAACAUGUUUUCGGUUAUUUCACACUUUUUUUAUUAGUACAAAAUUCUACAUGUGUUCAUUCAUAGUUUUAAUGCCUUCAGUAAUGAUCUACAAUGUAAAUAGUCAUAUAAAAAAAAAGAAAAGACAUUGAAUGAGAAGGUGUGUCCAAACUUUUGGCCUGUACUGUAUAUAUAUAUAUAUAUAUAUAUAUAUAUAUAUAUAUAUAUAUGUAUAUAUAUAUAUAUAUACACAUAUAUGUGUGUGUGUGUGUGUGUGUGUAUACAUACAUAUAUACACACACACACAUACACACACGCAUGCGUUAUUCUUAUAACAAAGAAAAUUGAUUUUUACUUCAAACUUUUAUCUGAAUCAAUACAUUUUAUCCUGAACUAACACUCUAAAGCAGUGAUUACUUUCAGAAUCUAGUGCUUCAACCUUUUAACCAUUCAAUAUCACUUAACCUAUCAUUAAUGCUGGUUUUAUAAUUUAUCAAUCUAAUCAUUAUUUACCAAUUACCUGUUGUCUAUGUUCAAGAGCAAGUGUGUGCAAAAGGAGCGGAACAAUGUUGGCCUUUCUUCUGCAACGUCGCUGGCCGCGAAAUAAAUGCAGAAUUAAGAGCCCAGAGAGGCAAGUGUCAGUCGCAUCUUUGGUUGGCAACGUUGUCGUCUAUCGUCAAGGUAACGUGGCACGUCACAAAGGGCUGUUCCAUUGCUUUUAUACCCUUUUGGAGCCCUUAAACCCUCCCACACUCAAGCACUUACCAGCUGACUUAACCUAAGCUAAUGAGGGUGCAGGGCUUGAGGGCUUAGGGUGGAGUUUGGAAUUGGGCCAGAAAGGAAGUACCUCACUCACUCUCGGUUUUACCCACAAUCCUUUGCUGUAACAGGAAGAUUGAUUCCUUAGGCUCUCAUCCCUCAGAACUAAAAUACCCACAAUCCCUUGCGAUUGCAUACAAAUUUAAUGUAGCAAAACUCAAUUUAAAACAAAUAAACCACUUUAAAAUUAACUUAAAACAACUUGAAAGUUUAAAAUACAACCAAACAAACAUCGAGAAGAGAACACAACCAUGUCUGAGAGGAACAACACAAACCAUGAGUCGAGCCCAACUCUGGGGAUGUCUGCUCCUGUUAAAAGCACUUUUAAGUGCUGUGCACUAAAGAGCAAUUCCUGUUCCUGUAAUUGAGACAAAGCACUGACCACUGGACCAAGAAGACGGACCACCGCCUCGAGGAAGACCCCGUGCCGCCACCUGAAAGAAGACGCCGCACCUCCUUCACUCCAAGCCGGCCACCACCGAGCUUCGACCCUUCUAUUUUGAGUGUUGGUUUAUCCUGGUGCAUGAAUAAAAGUCCAUAAAACCCGCACCUUUUAUGGUUUACUUUAAUUUCUACUCUAACAUAGCAUUUCAGCAUUUGUCCAUUUACCAAACUCGUAUUUCCCACCUCUUGAUCCCAGGGUCCAGUUUUUUACAGUUUCCUUUUUUCACCUUUUCGUUUUUGCCACUCUCGUAUUUCCCACUUUCUAAUUUGGUAAACAUUGUACAUUCCAUAUUUUAUCCCAGUUUUUAUUUUUUAUUUUUUAUUUUUUAUUUUUAGUUCUAUUUUUAUUUUCCUAUUAAUUUCCCCCUACCUGUAUAUUGUACCUUUUUUGAACAAAUAAAAAAUGUUUUGGAACAACUAUACACUCAAUUUUUAUUCCACCUUUUUUUUUUCAUACUAAUUUACUUUAUAAUUUAACAGUUCCUGUUUGUACUUUUUAACAAAAUAAACAGUGUAGAAAGUGAUGACACAAUUUUAUACAACAUUCUAAUUUACACCCGUAAGCAACAAUUUGGGAGCUAACCUUACUUAUUAAACUCAAAAUUGUUUAACUCAUGGAUUACAACUUUAGAAUAGUCCAAUACCUAAAUAAACUACAAUUCCUACUCACUUUCUAACUCUGAAAUAAUAAUUUACAGUGAACCCUAGGUCCUAUAUAAUCUAUAUAAAAAAUCUCCACUUAACUCCAAACUUAUCCAUCUAAAACAAUGCAACCUUCUGAAAAGUCGAUACUCUGGACCAAUAAUUCUAUUUAUUGAUCUAAAAUUAAUAAUAUAACAAAACUAAAUUAUGCAAUUAUUAAUGAAAUUGACACUUUUGACUCUGAAAUAAUAAUUUCCAAAAUAUAAUUUAUAACUAACCUUUAAGAUCUAUUUUAGAUCACAGCGUUAGGGAGUUCAGCAGAUUCUAUGGCCUAGACAGGCCUGAGUAGAAGGGGAUCCAGACAGAACCGUCCGCUUUUGACUCUGAAUAAUAAUUUAUAAAUAAUAAUUCAUAAAUAUUUCCGAUUUAAUCUAAAAUAAUUUUAGGUCACAGCGGUAGGGAGUCUAGCAGAGUCUUUGGCCUAGACAGGCUUGAAUGGAAGGGGUUCCAGACAGAACCGUCCACUUUUGACUCUGAAUAAUAAUUUAUAAAUAAUAAUUCAUAAAUAUUUCCGAUUUAAUCUAAAAUAAUCUUAGGUCACAGCCUUGAGGGAGUUUAGCAGAGUCUAAAGCCUAGACAGGCCUGAGUGGAAGGGCUUCCAGACAGAACCAUCCACUUUUGACUCUAAAAUAAGAAAUAAUAUAUUUUGAAAUAAUUUUGAAAUUAUAUAUAAAUAUUUGCAAUUUAAUCUUAAAUAAUUUUUAAUCAUAGCCUUGAGGGAGCUUAGCAGAGUCUAUGGCCUAGACAGGCCUGAGUGGAAGGGGUUUCAGACAGAACCAUCCAAUACCCGGGUAUUACCUAAAGGAUGCCCUACCACACCAAAUUUAUUUAUUUUUAUUUUUCGUUUUUUUCUUGGUCUAAUUAACUCCAGAAGGUUGGAAAAGAGUUCCUACAAAGGUUUUGGAGUGUAAUUUUUACCCUAACGCCAAAAACCUUAAACCUUACCCACGCCCCAUGACCUAAUACCCGGGUAUUACCAUCAGAAAGCCCGAAAACCCCCAAUUUUUUUUUCUUUGUUCUUUUUUUUUGGUCUAACUAACUCCAAAAGGUUGGAAAAGAGUUCCUACAAAGGUUUUGGACAGUGAUUUUAACUCUAACGCCAAUAAACUUAAACCUUACCAUAGCCCCAUGACCUAAUACCCGGGUAUUACCUUCAGGAAGCCCGAACACCCCAAAUAUAUUUUUUUUCAUUUUACAUUUUUUUUGGUGUAACCAACUCCAAAAGGUCUGAAACAUGUUCCUAAAAAGGUUUUGGACAGUGAUUUUAACCCUCACGCCAAAAACCUUAAACCUUACCCACGCCCCAUGACCUAAUACCCGGGUAUUACCUUCAGGAAGCCCGAACACCCCAAAUAUCUUUUUUUCAUUUUACAUUUUUUUUGGUGUAACCAACUCCAGAAGGUCUGAAACAUGUUCCUAAAAAGGUUUUGGACAGUGAUUUUAACCCUAACGCCAAAAACCUUAAACCUUACCCUAGCCCCAAAACCUAAUACCCGGGUAUUACCAUCAGGAAGCCCGAAAACCCCCAAUUUUUUUUUUCUUUGUUCUUUUUUUUUUGGUCUAACUAACUCCAAAAGGUUGGAAAAGAGUUCCUACAAAGGUUUUGGACAGUGAUUUUAACCCUAACGCCAAAAACCUUAAACCUUACCAUAGCCCCAUAACCUAAGACCCGGGUAUUACUUUCAGGAAGCCCGAAGACCCCAAAUAUUUUUUUUUUUCAUUUUUCGUUUUUUUUUUGUCUUACUAACUCCAAAAGGUUGGAAAAGAGUUCCUACAAAGGUUUUGGACAGUGAUUUUAACCCGAACGCCAAAAACCUUAAACCUUACCCUAGCCCCAAAACCGGGUAUUACCUUCAGGAAGCCCGAACACCUCAAAUAUUUUUUUUUCAUUUUACAUUUUUUUUGGUGUAACCAACUCCAAAAGGUCUGAAACAUGUUCCUACAAAGGUUUUGGCAGCGAUUUUAACCCUAAGGCCAAAAACCUUAAGCCUUACCCUAGCCCCAUAACCUAAUAUCUGUAUAUUACCUUCAGGAAGCUCGAAAACCCCAAAUAUAUAUUUUUUAUUUUUUAUUUUUUUUUUGGUCUAACUAACUCCAAAAGGUUGGAAAAGAGUUCCUACAAAGGUUUUGGACAGUGAUUUUAACCCUAACGCCAAAAACCUUAAACCUUACCAUAGCCCCAUAACCUAAUACCCGGGUAUCACCUUCAGGAAGCCCGAACACCCCAAAUAUCUUUUUUUUCAUUUUACAUUUUUUUUGGUGUAACCAACUCCAAAAGGUCUGAAAAAUGUUCCUAAAAAGGUUUUGGAUAAUGAUUUUAACUCUAACUCCAAAAACCUUAAACCUUACCCUAGCCCCAAAACCCAAUACCCGGGUAUUACCUUCAGGAAGCCCGAAGACCCCAAAUAUUUUUUUUUCAUUUUUCAUUUUUUUUUGGUCUAACUAACUCCAAAAAAAACUCCGAUUUAAUCCUAAAUAAUUUUAGGUCACAGUGUUAGGGAGUUUAGCAGAGUCAAUGACCUAGACAGGCCUGAGUGGAAGGGGUUCCAGACAGAACCAUCCACUUUUGACUCUGAAAUAAGAAAUAAUAAAUUUGAAAUAAUUUUAAAAUAAAUUAAUAAAUAUUUGCAAUUUAAUCUUAAAUAAUUUUUAAUCAUAGCCUUGAGGGAGCUUAGCAGAGUCUAUGGCCUAGACAUGCCUGAGUGGAAGGGGUUCCAGACAGAACUGUCCACUUUUGACUCUGAAUAAUAAUUUAUAAAUAAUAAUUAAUAAAUCUCUCCGAUAUAAUAUAAAAUAAUUUUAGGUCACAGCGUUAGGGAGUUUAGCAGAGUCUAUGGCCUAGACAGGCCUGGGUGGAAGGGGUUUCGGACAGAACCAUCCACUUUUGACUGUGAACAAUAAUACUUUAUAAAUAACAAUUAAUAAAUAUCUCCGAUUUAAUCUAAAAUAAUUUUAGGUCACAGCGUUAGGGAGUUUAGCAGAGUCUAUGGCCUAGACAGGCCUGAGUGGAAGGGGUUCCAGACAGAACCAUCCACUUUUGACUCUGAAUAAUAAUUUAUAAAGAAUAAUUUAUAAAUAUUUCCGAUUUAAUCUAAAAUAAUUUUAGGUCACAGCGUUAGGGAGUUAAACAGCGUCUAAAGCCUAGACAGGCCUGAGUGGAAGGGGUUCAAGACAGAACUGUCCACUUUUGACUCUGAAUUAAUAAUUUCUAAAUAAUGAUUCAUAAAUAUUUCCAAUUUAAUCUAAAUAAUUUUUAGGUCACAGCAUUAGGGAGUUUAGCAGAGUCUAUGGCCUAGACAGGCCUGGGUGGAAGGAGUUCCAGACGGAACUGUCGACUUUUGACUCUGAAAUAAUACUUUAUCAAUAACAAUUUAUAACUAACCUUAUAUUUUAUACUUCAAUUUCAUUACUUCCAACCAUAGCUUUGCUACCUUUAACAGAGUCCAGAGUCUAGACAAUCUGGUGUCGUAUUCCUUAAUGAAUUUCAAUUCUUCCAAAUAGCCACGGUUAGCUCCCUACAGACACUAACACUUACCCUAACCCUAACCCUAACCCUAACCCUAACCCUAAAUCUAACCCUAACCCCUAACCCUAACCCUAACCUUACUAACCUCUAUCUUAGCUUAGUCACCCCCACCCUCUUUUUUCAUAUCAGAGGAUGAAAACCACCAGGUGAGGAGAGUUUCUCUGGCUAGUCACUGUGGCAAGUUCUAUUCUCUCUCUAUCACUCGAAUCCCUGUAGAAGCAGAAUGGUUGCAGUCCCAACAACCUGUUUCUCUCUCCCCAUCCUCUGAGACUUUGCACUAAUGCACCCUACUCCUAUAGAUAAAAUUCACCCUAUUCCCUCCCUACUAACACCACCUAGUCCUUCUCAAUAAGAAAAAUUAUUAUUAUUAUUAGUAUUAUUAUUAUUAUUAUUAUCAUUAUUAUUAUUAUUAUUAUUUUAACACUUAACCAUACCAACUCUAAUCCAUAACUGAACCUCCAAAAAUAAUUGCUCUACAAACACAUAGUCUAAAAGAUAGACAGCAUAGCAUACAAAUUGAGCUGAGUCAUUAAACUUCCUACCAACACAUUACACAGAUUGAGCUCAGAGACUCGACUGGGAACAUGUGACAGGUCGAACUGGGUAUUACCUUAAGGAAGCCUUAACACCCCCCAAAAUUUUUUUUUAAUUUUUCGUUUUUUUUUUGUCUAACUAACUCCAAAAGGUCUGAAACUUGUUCCUAAAAAGGUUUUGGACAGUGAUUUUAACCCUAACACCAAAAACCUUUAACCUUUACCUAGCCCUGUAACCUAAUACCCGGGUAUUACCUAAAGGAUGCCCUACCACACCAAAUUUAUUUAUUUUUAUUUUUCAUUUUUUUCUUGGUCUAAUUAACUCCAGAAGGUUGGGAAAGAGUUCCUACAAAGGUUUUGGACAGUAAUUUUUACCCUAACGCCAAAAACCUUAAACCUUACCCACGCCCCAUGACCUAAUACCCGGGUAUUACCAUCAGGAAGCCCGAAAACCCCCAAUUUUUUUUUCUUUGUUCUUUUUUUUUGGUCUAACUAACUCCAAAAGGUUGGAAAAGAGUUCCUAAAAAGGUUUUGGACAGGGAUUUUAACCCUAACGCCAUAAACCUUAAACCUUACCAUAGCCCCAUAACCUAAGACCCGGGUAUUACUUUCAGAAAGCCCGAACACCCCAAAUAUUUUUUUUUCAUUUUUCCUUUUUUUUUGGUGUAACCAACUCCAAAAGGUCUGAAACAUGUCCCUAAAGAGGUUUUGGACAGUGAUUUUGACCCUAACGCCAAAAACCUUAAACCUUCCCCUAGCCCCAUAACCUAAUAGCCGGGUAUUACCUUCAGGAAGCCCAAAAACCCCAAAUAUUUUUUUUUCAUUUCACAUUUUUUUGGUCUAGCUAACUCCAAAAGGUUGGAAAAGAGUUCCUACAAAGGUUUUGGACAGUGAUUUUAACUCUAACGCCAAUAAACUUAAACCUUACCAUAGCCCCAUGACCUAAUACCCGGGUAUUACCUUCAGGAAGCCCGAACACCCCAAAUAUAUUUUUUUUCAUUUUACAUUUUUUUUGGUGUAACCAACUCCAAAAGGUCUGAAACAUGUUCCUAAAAAGGUUUUGGACAGUGAUUUUAACCCUCACGCCAAAAACCUUAAACCUUACCCACGCCCUAUGACCUAAUACCCGGGUAUUACCAUGAGGAAGCCCGAAAACCCCCAAUUUUUUUUUCUUUGUUCUUUUUUUUUUUGGUCUAACUAACUCCAAAAGGUUGGAAAAGAGUUCCUACAAAGGUUUUGGACAGUGAUUUUAACCCUAACGCCAAAAACCUUAAACCUUACCAUAGCCCCAUAACCUAAGACCCGGGUAUUACUUUCAGGAAGCCCGAACACCCCAAAUAUUUUUUUUUCAUUUUUCCUUUUUUUUUUGGUGUAACCAACUCCAAAAGGUCUGAAACAUGUCCCUAAAGAGGUUUUGGACAGUAAUUUUAACCCUAACGCCAAAAACCUUAAACCUUACCCUAGCCCCAUAAACUAAUAACCGGGUAUUACCUUCAGGAAGCCCGAACACCCCAAAUAUUUUUUUUUCAUUUAACAUUUUUUUUGGUCUAACUAACUCCAAAAGGUUGGAAAAGAGUUCCUACAAAGGUUUUGGACAGUGAUUUUAACUCUAACGCCAAUAACCUUAAACCUUACCAUAGCCCCAUGACCUAAUACCCGGGUAUUACCUUCAGGAAGCCCGAACACCCCAAAUAUAUUUUUUUUCUAUUUUACAUUUUUUUUGGUGUAACCAACUCCAAAAGGUCUGAAACAUGUUCCUAAAAAGGUUUUGGACAGUGAUUUUAACUCUAACGCCAAAAACCUUAAACCUUACCAUACCCCCAUAACCUAAUACCCGGGUAUUACCUUCAGGAAGCCCGAACACCCCAAAUAUUACUUUUUCAUUUUUCUUUUUUUUUUGGUGUAACCAACUCCAAAAGGUCUGAAACAUGUUCCUACAAAGGUUUUGGCAGUGAUUUUAACCCUAAGGCCAAAAACCUUAAGCCUUACCCUAGCCCCAUAACCUAAUAUCCGUAUUAUUAGGUUGAAGACCCCAAAUAUUUUUUUUUCAUUUUUCAUUUUUUUUUGGUCUAACUAACUCCAAAAGGUUGGAAAAGAGUUCCUACAAAGGUUUUGGACAGUGAUUUUAACCCUAACGCCAAAAACCUUAAACCUUACCCUAGCCCCAAAACCUAAUACCGGGGUAUUACCUUCAGGAAGCCUGAACACCCCAAAUAUUUUUUUUCAUUUUUCGUUAUUUUUUGGUCUAACUAAUUCCAAAAGGUCUGAAACAUGUUCCUACAAAGGUUUUGGCAGUGAUUUUAACCCUAAGGCCAAAAACCUUAAGCCUUACCCUAGCCCCAUAACCUAAUAUCCGUAUUAUUAGGUUGAAGACCCCAAAUAUUUUUUUUUCAUUUUUCAUUUUUUUUUUGGUCUAACUAACUCCAAAAGGUUGGAAAAGAGUUCCUACAAAGGUUUUGGACAGUGAUUUUAACCCUAACGCCAAAAACCUUAAACCUUACCCUAGCCCCAAAACCUAAUACCGGGGUAUUACCUUCAGGAAGCCUGAACACCCCAAAUAUUUUUUUUCAUUUUUCGUUAUUUUUUGGUCUAACUAAUUCCAAAAGGUCUGAAACAUGUUCCUACAAAGGUUUUGGACACUGAUUUUAACUCUAACGCCAAAAACCUUAAACCUUACCCUAGCCCCAUAACAUAAUACCCGGGUAUUACCUUCAGGAAGCCCGAACACCCCAAAUAUCUAUUUUUUAUUUUUCUUGUUUUUUGGUCUAACUAACUCCAAAAGGUUGGAACAGAGUUCCUACAAAGGUUUUGGACAGUGAUUUUAACCCUGACGCCAAAAACCUUAAACCUUACCCUAGCCCCAAAACCUAAUACCGGGGUAUUACCUUCAGGAAGCCCGAAGACCCCAAAUAUUUUUUUUUCAUUUUUCAUUAUUUUUUGGUCUAAAUAAUUCCAAAAGGUCUGAAACAUGUUCCUACAAAGGUUUUGGACACUGAUUUUAACUCUAACGCCAAAAACCUUAAACCUUACCCUAGCCCUGUAACAUAAUACCCGAGUAUUACCUUCAGGAAGCCCGAAAACCCCAAAUAUUUUUUUUUCUUUUUCUUUUUUUUUUUUUUGUCAAACUAAAUCCUAAAGGUUGGAACAGAGUUCCUACAAAGGUUUUGGACAGUGAUUUUAACCCCAACGCCAAAAACCUUAAACCUAACCAUAGCCCCAUAACCUAAUACCCGGGUAUUACCUUCAGGAAGCCCGAACACCCCAAAUAUAUAUUUUUUAAUUUUAUUUUUUUUGGUCUAACUAACUCCAAAAGGUUCGAAAAGAGUUCCUACAAAGGUUUUGGACAGUGAUUUUAACCCUAACGCCAAAAACCUUAAACCUUUCCAAAGCCCCAUAACCUUAUACCCGGGUAUUACCUUCAGGAAGCCUGAACACCCCAAAUAUGUUUUUUUCAUUUUUCAUUUUUUUUUGGUCUAAAUAACUCAAAAAGGUUGGAACAGAGUUCCUACAAAGGUUUUGGACAGUGAUUUUAACCCUAACGCCAAAAACCUUAAACCUUACCCUAGCCCCAAAACCUAAUACCCGGGUAUUACCUUCAGGAAGCCCGAACACCCCAAAUAUUUUUUUUCCAUUUUUCGUUUUUUUUUGGUCUAACUAAUUCCAAAAGGUCUGAAACAUGUUCCUACAAAGGUUUUGGACACUGAUUUUAACCCUAAAGCCAAAAACCUUAAACCUUACCCUAGCCCCAAAACCUAAUACCCGGGUAUUACCUUCAGGAAGCCCGAACACCCCAAAUAUUUUUUUUUCAUUUUUCAUUUUUUUUGGUCUAACUAAUUCCAAAAGGUCUGAAACAUGUUCCUACAAAGGUUUUGGACAGUGAUUUUAACCCUAAAGCCAAAAACCUUAAACCUUACCCUAGCCCCAAAACCUAAUACCCGGGUAUUACCUUCAGGAAGCCCGAACACCCCAAAUAUUUUUUUUUCAUUUUUCAUUUUUUUUGGUCUAACUAACUCCAAAAGGUUGAAAAAGAGUUCCUACAAAGGUUUUGGACAAUGAUUUUAACCCUAAGGCCAAAAACCUUAAACCUUACCCUAGCCCCAUAACCUAAUACAUGAAUUACCUUCAGGAAGCCCGAACAACCCAAAUAUCUUUUUUUCAUUUUACAUUUUUUUUGGUGUAACCAACUCCAGAAGGUCUGAAACAGGUUCCUAAAAAGGUUUUGGACAGUGAUUUUAACCCUACGCCAAAUACCUUAAACCUUACCCUAGCCCCAAAACCUAAUACCCGGGUAUUACUUUCAGGAAGCCCGAACACCCCAAAUAUUUUUUUUUCAUUUUUCCUUUUUUUUUGGUGUAACCAACUCCAAAAGGUCUGAAACAUGUCCCUAAAGAGGUUUUGGACAGUAAUUUUAACCCUAACGCCAAAAACCUUAAACCUUACCCUAGCCCCAUAACCUAAUAACUGGGUAUUACCUUCAGGAAGCCCAAAAACCCCAAAUAUUUUUUUUUCAUUUAACAUUUUUUUUGGUCUAACUAACUCCAAAAGGUUGGAAAAGAGUUCCUACAAAGGUUUUGGACAGUGAUUUUAACUCUAACGCCAAUAACCUUAAACCUUACCAUAGCCCCAUGACCUAAUACCCGGGUAUUACCUUCAGGAAGCCCGAACACCCCAAAUAUAUUUUUUUUCUAUUUUACAUUUUUUUUGGUGUAACCAACUCCAAAAGGUCUGAAACAUGUUCCUAAAAAUGUUUUGGACAGUGAUUUUAACCCUCACACCAAAAACCUUAAACCUUACCAUAGCCCCAUAACCUAAUACCCGGGUAUUACUUUCAGGAAGCCCGAACACCCCAAAUAUUACUUUUUCAUUUUUCUUUUUUUUUUGGUGUAACCAACUCCAAAAGGUCUGAAACAUGUCUCUAAAGAGGUUUUGGACAGUAAUUUUAACUCUAACUCCAAAAACCUUAAACCUUACCCUAGCCCCAAAACCCAAUACCCGGGUAUUACCUUCAGGAAGCCCGAAGACCCCAAAUAUUUUUUUUUCAUUUUUCAUUUUUUUUUUGGUCUAACUAACUCCAAAAGGUUGGAAAAGAGUUCCUACAAAGGUUUUGGACAGUGAUUUUAACCCUAACGCCAAAAACCUUAAACCUUACCCUAGCCCCAAAACCUAAUACCGGGGUAUUACCUUCAGGAAGCCUGAACACCCCAAAUAUUUUUUUUCAUUUUUCGUUAUUUUUUGGUCUAACUAAUUCCAAAAGGUCUGAAACAUGUUCCUACAAAGGUUUUGGACACUGAUUUUAACUCUAACGCCAAAAACCUUAAACCUUACCCUAGCCCCAUAACAUAAUACCCGGGUAUUACCUUCAGGAAGCCCGAACACCCCAAAUAUAUAUUUUUUAUUUUUCUUGUUUUUUUGUCAAACUAAAUCCAAAAGGUUGGAACAGAUUUCCUACAAAGGUUUUGGACAGUGAUUUUAACCCUAACGCCAAAAACCUUAAACCUUACCCUAGCCCCAAAACCUAAUACCGGGGUAUUACCUUCAGGAAGCCCGAAGACCCCAAAUAUUUUUUUUUCAUUUUUCAUUAUUUUUUGGUCUAAAUAAUUCCAAAAGGUCUGAAACAUGUUCCUACAAAGGUUUUGGACACUGAUUUUAACUCUAACGCCAAAAACCUUAAACCUUACCCUAGCCCCAUAACAUAAUACCCGAGUAUUACCUUCAGGAAGACCGAACACCCCAAAAAUUUUUUUUUUCUUUUUCUUUUUUUUUUUUGUCAAACUAAAUCCAAAAGGUUGGAACAGAGUUCCUACAAAGGUUUUGGACAGUAAUUUUAACCCUAACGCCAAAAACCUUAAACCUAACCAUAGCCCCAUAACCUAAUACCUUGGUAUUACCUUCAGGAAGCCCGAACACCCCAAAUAUAUAUUUUUAUUUUUUAUUUUUUUUGGUCUAACUAACUCCAAAAGGUUCGAAAAGAGUUCCUACAAAGGUUUUGGACAGUGAUUUUAACCCUAACGCCAAAAACCUUAAACCUAAUCAUAGCCCCAUAACCAAAUACCCGGGUAUUACCUUCAGGAACCCCGAACACCUCAAAUAUUUUUUUCAUUUUACAUUUUUUUGGUGUAACUGUCUCCAAAAGGUCUGAAACUUGUUCCUACAAAGGUUUUGGACAGUGAUUUUAACCCUAACGCCAAAUACCUUAAACCUUACCCUAGCCCCAAAACCUAAUACCGGGGGUAUUACCAUCAGGAAGCCCGAAAACCCCCAAUUUUUUUUUCUUUGUUCUUUUUUUUGGUCUUACUAACUCCAAAAGGUUGGAAAAGAGUUCCUACAAAGGUUUUGGACAGUGAUUUUAACCCUAACGCCAAAAACCUUUAACUUUACCCUAGCCCCAAAACCUGAUACCCGGGUAUUACCUUCAGGAAGCCCGAAAACCCCCAAUUUUUUUUUUUCAUUUUUUAUUUAUUUUUUUGGUCUAGCUAACUCCAAAAGGUUGGAAAGGAGUUCCUACAAAGGUUUUGGACAGUGAUUUUAACUCUAACGCCAAAAACCUUAAACCUUACCCUAGCCCCAAAACCUAAUACCCGGGUAUUACCUUCAGGAAGCCCGAAGACCCCAAAUAUUUUUUUUUUCAUUUUUCGUUUUUUUUUUGUCUUACUAACUCCAAAAGGUUGGAAAAGAGUUCCUACAAAGGUUUUGGACAGUGAUUUUAACCCGAACGCCAAAAACCUUAAACCUUACCCUAGCCCCAAAACCGGGUAUUACCUUCAGGAAGCCCGAACACCUCAAAUAUUUUUUUUUCAUUUUACAUUUUUUUUGGUGUAACCAACUCCAAAAGGUCUGAAACAUGUUCCUACAAAGGUUUUGGCAGUGAUUUUAACCCUAAGGCCAAAAACCUUAAGCCUUACCCUAGCCCCAUAACCUAAUAUCCGUAUAUUACCUUCAGGAAGCUCGAAAACCCCAAAUAUAUAUUUUUUAUUUUUUAUUUUUUUUUGGUCUAACUAACUCCAAAAGGUUGGAAAAGAGUUCCUACAAAGGUUUUGGACAGUGAUAUUGACCCUAACGCCAAAAACCUUAAACCUUACCAUAGCCCCAUAACCUAAUACCCGGGUAUCACCUUCAGGAAGCCCGAACACCCCAAAUAUUUUUUUUUUCAUUUUACAUUUUUUUGGGUGUAACCAACUCCAAAAGGUCUGAAAAAUGUUCCUAAAAAGGUUUUGGAUAAUGAUUUUAACCCUAACGCCAAAAACCUUAAACCUUACCAUAGCCCCAUAACCUAAUAACCGGGUAUUACCUUCAGGAAGCCCGAACACCCCACAUAUAUUUUUUUCAUUUUACAUUUUUUUGGUCUAACUAACUCCAAAAAAAACUCCGAUUUAAUCCUAAAUAAUUUUAGGUCACAGUGUUAGGGAGUUUAGCAGAGUCAAUGACCUAGACAGGCCUGAGUGGAAGGGGUUCCAGACAGAACCAUCCACUUUUGACUCUGAAAUAAGAAAUAAUAAAUUUGAAAUAAUUUUAAAAUAAAUUAAUAAAUAUUUGCAAUUUAAUCUUAAAUAAUUUUUAAUCAUAGCCUUGAGGGAGCUUAGCAGAGUCUAUGGCCUAGACAUGCCUGAGUGGAAGGGGUUCCAGACAGAACUGUCCACUUUUGACUCUGAAUAAUAAUUUAUAAAUAAUAAUUAAUAAAUCUCUCCGAUAUAAUAUAAAAUAAUUUUAGGUCACAGCGUUAGGGAGUUUAGCAGAGUCUAUGGCCUAGACAGGCCUGGGUGGAAGGGGUUUCGGACAGAACCAUCCACUUUUGACUGUGAACAAUAAUACUUUAUAAAUAACAAUUAAUAAAUAUCUCCGAUUUAAUCUAAAAUAAUUUUAGGUCACAGCGUUAGGGAGUUUAGCAGAGUCUAUGGCCUAGACAGGCCUGAGUGGAAGUUCCAGACAGAACCAUCCACUUUUGACUCUGAAUAAUAAUUUAUAAAGAAUAAUUUAUAAAUAUUUCCGAUUUAAUCUAAAAUAAUUUUAGGUCACAGCGUUAGGGAGUUAAACAGCGUCUAAAGCCUAGACAGGCCUGAGUGGAAGGGGUUCAAGACAGAACUGUCCACUUUUGACUCUGAAUUAAUAAUUUCUAAAUAAUGAUUCAUAAAUAUUUCCAAUUUAAUCUAAAUAAUUUUUAGGUCACAGCAUUAGGGAGUUUAGCAGAGUCUAUGGCCUAGACAGGCCUGGGUGGAAGGAGUUCCAGACGGAACUGUCCACUUUUGACUCUGAAAUAAUACUUUAUCAAUAACAAUUUAUAACUAACCUUAUAUUUUAUACUUCAAUUUCAUUACUUCCAACCAUAGCUUUGCUACCUUUAACAGAGUCCAGAGUCUAGACAAUCUGGUGUCGUAUUCCUUAAUGAAUUUCAAUUCUUCCAAAUAGCCACGGUUAGCUCCCUACAGACACUAACACUUACCCUAACCCUAACCCUAACCCUAACCCUAAAUCUAACCCUAACCCCUAACCCUAACCCUAACCUUACUAACCUCUAUCUUAGCUUAGUCACCCCCACCCUCUUUUUUCAUAUCAGAGGAUGAAAACCACCAGGUGAGGAGAGUUUCUCUGGCUAGUCACUGUGGCAAGUUCUAUUCUCUCUCUAUCACUCGAAUCCCUGUAGAAGCAGAAUGGUUGCAGUCCCAACAACCUGUUUCUCUCUCCCCAUCCUCUGAGACUUUGCACUAAUGCACCCUACUCCUAUAGAUAAAAUUCACCCUAUUCCCUCCCUACUAACACCACCUAGUCCUUCUCAAUAAGAAAUAUUAUUAUUAUUAUUAUUAUUAUUAUUAUUAUUAUUAUUAUUAUUAUUAUUAUUAUUAUUAUUAUUAUUAUUAUUUUAACACUUAACCAUACCAACUCUAAUCCCUAACUGAACCUCCAAAAAUAAUUGCUCUACAAACACAUAGUCUAAAAGAUAGACAGCAUAGCAUACAAAUUGAGCUGAGUCAUUAAACUUCCUACCAACACAUUACACAGAUUGAGCUCAGAGACUCGACUGGGAACAUGUGACAGGUCGAACUGGGUAUUACCUUAAGGAAGCCUUAACACCCCCCAAAAUUUUUUUUUAAUUUUUCGUUUUUUUUUUGUCUAACUAACUCCAAAAGGUCUGAAACUUGUUCCUAAAAAGGUUUUGGACAGUGAUUUUAACCCUAACACCAAAAACCUUUAACCUUUACCUAGCCCUGUAACCUAAUACCCGGGUAUUACCUAAAGGAUGCCCUACCACACCAAAUUUAUUUAUUUUUAUUUUUCAUUUUUUUCUUGGUCUAAUUAACUCCAGAAGGUUGGGAAAGAGUUCCUACAAAGGUUUUGGACAGUAAUUUUUACCCUAACGCCAAAAACCUUAAACCUUACCCACGCCCCAUGACCUAAUACCCGGGUAUUACCAUCAGGAAGCCCGAAAACCCCCAAUUUUUUAGGGCCCGAGCGUAGCUGCUAAGCAGCUGCGAGAGCCCUCUUGUUCCUGUAGUUUCCUUCUUUUGUUAUUAUUAUUAUUAUUAUUUUUCCUCCCCUUUGAACUGGAAAAUGGCCCACUUCCCACUGGCGAAAACUCAUGAAAUUUGGCAGGACGACCGGGCCUGGUGAAAAAUUUGAUAUUCCGAAGUCGCCCAAACAAGAAAAUGCAAAAUGGCUCCAUAGCGCCCCCUAAGGUGAAAAUUCACACUAUUCACUGUCACGCCGGUACGCUUUGUCAAAAUGACACAAAAAUUGACAAACACAUGUAUCUCAAUAAGAUCUACAAAAAAGUCAGUGCGGGCGUAUCUGUCAAAUGUACGGUUAAAGGGUUAUUUCGCAUUUUUUGCCGAUCCGCACACAUUGGAAUUUCGCUAACUCCUCCGAAGGCUUUCGUUCCACCGGCACCACAUUUGCUCAGGCCAAUCUACACCCCAUGGCCAUUAAAAGUUAUUCAAAUCAUGACGCUGCACCCCACGGUUUAGGUUCUAGGGGGCGCCAAAGAUAACCCUAAGAUCCACAUAUUUAAAAGUCUUAUAACUUUUUAUUUUUGCCCUCACUGGCCUCCAAGUUUUCUAGGAUGAUGCAAUGUCCAGCCAUCAACACAUUUGUGAAGGAAUUUUUACUCCCCAAAAGAGCGCCCCCCCAUGGCAGGAGAAAAAAGUCCAUUUUUUCUUGUCCCCUAAGGUGAAAAUACACAUUGUUGAGUGUAACACCUGUACGCUUUGGCAAAAUGACACAAAAAUUGACACACACAUGUAUCUCAAUAAGAUCUACGAAAAAGUCAAUGCGCGCGUAUCUGUCAAAUGUACGGUUAAAGGGUUAUUCCGCAUUUUUUGCCGAUCCGCACACAUUGGAAUUUCGCUAACUCCUCCGAAGGCUUUCGUUACACCGGCACCACAUUUGCUCAGGCCAAUCUACACCCCAUGGCCAUUAAAAGUUAUUCAAAUCAUGACGCUGCACCCCACGGUUUAGGUUCUAGGGGAGCCAAAGAUAACCGUAAAAUCCACAUAUUUAAAAGUCUUAUAACUUUUUAUUUUUGUCCCCACUGGCCUCCAAGUUUUCUAGGAUGAUGCAAUGUCCAGCCAUCAACACAUUUGUGAAGGAAUUUUUACUCGGCAAAAGAGCGCCCCCCCAUGGCAGGAGAAAAAAGUCAAUUUUUUCUUGUCCACUACGGUGAAAAUACACAUUGUUGAGUGCUACGCCUGGAUGUUUUGUCGUAUUGACACAAAAUUUUACAUACACGUGUAUUUACAUAAGAUCUUCGAAAAAGUCAAUGGCCACGUAUCUGUAAAAUGUACGGUUAAAGGGUUAUUUCGCAUUUUUUGCAGAUUCGCACACAUUUGAAUUUCGCUAAUUCCUCCGAAGGCUUUCGUUCCACCGGCACCACAUUUGCUCAGGCCAAUCUACACCCCAUGGCCAUUAAAAGUUAUUCAAAUCAUGACGCUGCACCCCACGGUUUAGGUUCUAGGGGGCGCCAAAUAUAACCCUAAAAUCCACAUAUUUAAAAGUCUUAUAACUUUUUAUUUUUGUCCUCACUGGCCUCCAUGUUUUCUAGGAUGAUGCAAUGUCCAGCCAUCAACACAUUUGUGAAGGAGUUUUUUCUCUUUAAAAGAGCGCCCCCCAUGGCAGGAGAAUAAAGUCAAGUUUUUCCUGUUCAUCAUUCAAUGGCUCAAACGCACUGCUCUCUCGGCAAAAGCGAAAGGAGGAGCAACUUGCCAUUUGGAUAUAUCUUAGCUGUGUUUGUGCCCUCACUCAUGGUCCAGACUUUUUUCAAAUAGGACAUGGAGUUUUUCUGCAGCGAGCGUUUUGGUAGAAACUGCGCCUCCCGUUCAUUAUAAUGGUAAAUGACCACAAACAAGUGCGCACACCAUCUUUGGACCUUGAGUGUGACGCGAUCGGGUGGGGGAGGCGGUCGCGCUUGGGGCGGCGUGACACGGCUCGGGCCCGCCAGUGCCCCAACGGGGCCCUAGUUAUUAUUAUUUUUCCUCCCCUUUGAACUGGAAAAUGGCCCACUUCCCACUGGCGAAAACUCAUGAAAUUUGGCAGGACGACCGGGCCUGGUGAAAAAUUUGAUAUUCCGAAGUCGGCCAAACAAUAAAAUGCAAAAUGGCUCCAUAGCGCCCCCUAAGGUGAAAAUUCACACUAUUGACUGUCACGCGUGUACGCUUUGUCAAAAUGACACGAAAAUUGACACACACAUGUAUCUCAAUAAGAUCUACAAAAAAGUCAGUGCGGGCGUAUCUGUCAAAUGUACGGUUAAAGGGUUAUUUCGCAUUUUUUGCCGAUCCGCACACAUUGGAAUUUCGCUAACUCCUCCGAAGGCUUUCGUUCCACCGGCACCACAUUUGCUCAGGCCAAUCUACACCCCAUGGCCAUUAAAAGUUAUUCAAAUCAUGACGCUGCACCCCACGGUUUAGGUUCUAGGGGGCGCCAAAGAUAACCCUAAGAUCCACAUAUUUAAAAGUCUUAUAACUUUUUAUUUUUGCCCUCACUGGCCUCCAAGUUUUCUAGGAUGAUGCAAUGUCCAGCCAUCAACACAUUUGUGAAGGAAUUUUUACUCCCCAAAAGAGCGCCCCCCCAUGGCAGGAGAAAAAAGUCCAUUUUUUCUUGUCCCCUAAGGUGAAAAUACACAUUGUUGAGUGUAACACCUGUACGCUUUGGCAAAAUGACACAAAAAUUGACACACACAUGUAUCUCAAUAAGAUCUACGAAAAAGUCAAUGCGCGCGUAUCUGUCAAAUGUACAGUUAAAGGGUUAUUCCGCAUUUUUUGCCGAUCCGCACACAUUGGAAUUUCGCUAACUCCUCCGAAGGCUUUCGUUACACCGGCACCACAUUUGCUCAGGCCAAUCUACACCCCAUGGCCAUUAAAAGUUAUUCAAAUCAUGACGCUGCACCCCACGGUUUAGGUUCUAGGGGGCGCCAAAGAUAACCCUAAAAUCCACAUAUUUAAAAGUCUUAUAACUUUUUAUUUUUGUCCUCACUGGCCUCCAAGUUUUCUAGGAUGAUGCAAUGUCCAGCCAUCAACACAUUUGUGAAGGAAUUUUUACUCCCCAAAAGAGCGCCCCCCCAUGGCAGGAGAAAAAAGUCAAUUUUUUCUUGUCCCCUAAGGUGGAAAUUCACACUAUUGACUGUCACGCCUGUACGCUUUAUCAUAUUGACACAAAAAUUGACACACACAUGUAUCUCAAUAAGAUCUACGAAAAAGUCAAUGCACGCGUAUCUGUCAAAUGUACGGUUAAAGGGUUAUUCCGCAUUUUUUGUUGAUCCGCACACAUUGGAAUUUCGCUAACUCCUCCGAAGGCUUUCGUUCCACUGGCAUCACAUUUGCUCAGGCCAAUCUACACCCCAUGGCCAUUAAAAGUUAUUCAAAUCAUGACGCUGCACCCCACGGUUUAGGUUCUAGGGGGCGCCAAAGAUAACCCUAAAAUCCACAUAUUUCAAAGUCUUAUAACUUUUUAUUUUUGUCCUCACUGGCCUCCAAGUUUUCUAGGAUGAUGCAAUGUCCAGCCAUCAACACAUUUGUGAAGGAUUUUUUACUCCCCAAAAGAGCGCCCCCCCAUGGCAGGAGAAAAAAGUCCAUUUUUUCUUGUCCCCUAAGGUGAAAAUUCACAUUGUUGAGUGUGACACCUGUACGCUUUGUCAUAUUGACACAAAAUUUGACAAUCACGUGUAUCUCAAUAAGAUCUACGAAAAAGUCAAUGGGCGCGUAUCUGUCAAAUGUACGGUUAAAGGGCUAUUUUGCAUUUUUUGCCGAUUCGCACACAUUGGAAUGUGGCUAACUCCUCCUAAGGCUUUCGUCCCACCGACACCAAAUUUGCUCAAGCAGAUCUACAUCCCAUGGCCAUUCAAAGUUGUAAAAAUCAUGACGCUGCACCCCACGGUUUACGUUCUAGGGGGCGCCAAAGAUGACCCAAAUAUCCACAUUCUUAAAAGAAUCCACACACCCCCCCCCCCAAGGCAGAAGAAAAAGUCAAGUUUUUCCUGCCCAUCGCUCAAUGGCUCAAUCCAGCGCUCUCCAGGCAACACCGUAAGGAGGAGCAACCUGCCAUUUGGAUAUAUCCUAGCUGUGUUUGUGCCCUCACUCAUGGUCCAGACUUUUUUCAAAUAGGACAUGAAGUUUGUCUGCAGCGAGUGUUUUGGUAGAAACUGUGCCUCCCAUUCAUUAUAAUGGUAAAUGACCACAGACAAGUGCGCACACCAUCUUUGGACCUUGAGUGUGACGCGAUCGGGAGGGGGAGGCGGUCGCGCUGGGGGCGGCGCGACGCCGCUCGGGCCCGACAGUGCCCCACCGGGGCCCUAGUUUUUCUUUGUUCUUUUUUUUUGGUCUAACUAACUCCAAAAGGUUGGAAAAGAGUUCCUACAAAGGUUUUGGACAGGGAUUUUAACCCUAACGCCAUAAACCUUAAACCUUACCAUAGCCCCAUAACCUAAGACCCGGGUAUUACUUUCAGAAAGCCCGAACACCCCAAAUAUUUUUUUUUCAUUUUUCCUUUUUUUUUGGUGUAACCAACUCCAAAAGGUCUGAAACAUGUCCCUAAAGAGGUUUUGGACAGUGAUUUUGACCCUAACGCCAAAAACCUUAAACCUUCCCCUAGCCCCAUAACCUAAUAGCCGGGUAUUACCUUCAGGAAGCCCAAAAACCCCAAAUAUUUUUUUUUCAUUUCACAUUUUUUUGGUCUAGCUAACUCCAAAAGGUUGGAAAAGAGUUCCUACAAAGGUUUUGGACAGUGAUUUUAACUCUAACGCCAAUAAACUUAAACCUUACCAUAGCCCCUUGACCUAAUACCCGGGUAUUACCUUCAGGAAGCCCGAACACCCCAAAUAUAUUUUUUUUCAUUUUACAUUUUUUUUGGUGUAACCAACUCCAAAAGGUCUGAAACAUGUUCCUAAAAAGGUUUUGGACAGUGAUUUUAACCCUCACGCCAAAAACCUUAAACCUUACCCACGCCCUAUGACCUAAUACCCGGGUAUUACCUUCAGGAAGCCCGAACACCCCAAAUAUCUUUUUUUCAUUUUACAUUUUUUUUGGUGUAACCAACUCCAGAAGGUCUGAAACAUGUUCCUAAAAAGGUUUUGGACAGUGAUUUUAACCCUAACGCCAAAAACCUUAAACCUUACCCUAGCCCCAAAACCUAAUACCCGGGUAUUACCAUGAGGAAGCCCGAAAACCCCCAAUUUUUUUUUCUUUGUUCUUUUUUUUUUUGGUCUAACUAACUCCAAAAGGUUGGAAAAGAGUUCCUACAAAGGUUUUGGACAGUGAUUUUAACCCUAACGCCAAAAACCUUAAACCUUACCAUAGCCCCAUAACCUAAGACCCGGGUAUUACUUUCAGGAAGCCCGAACACCCCAAAUAUUUUUUUUUCAUUUUUCCUUUUUUUUUGGUGUAACCAACUCCAAAAGGUCUGAAACAUGUCCCUAAAGAGGUUUUGGACAGUAAUUUUAACCCUAACGCCAAAAACCUUAAACCUUACCCUAGCCCCAUAAACUAAUAACCGGGUAUUACCUUCAGGAAGCCCGAACACCCCAAAUAUUUUUUUUUCAUUUUUAAUUUUUUUUUUGGUCUAACUAACUCCAAAAGGUUGGAAAAGAGUUCCUACAAAGGUUUUGGACAGUGAUUUUAACCCUAACGCCAAAAACCUUAAACCUUACCAUAGCCCCAUGACCUAAUACCCGGGUAUUACCUUCAGGAAGCCCGAACACCCCAAAUAUAUUUUUUUUCAUUUUACAUUUUUUUUGGUGUAACCAACUCCAAAAGGUCUGAAACAUGUUCCUAAAAAGGUUUUGGACAGUGAUUUUAACUCUAACGCCAAAAACCUUAAACCUUACCAUACCCCCAUAACCUAAUACCCGGUUAUUACCUUCAGGAAGCCCGAACACCCCAAAUAUUACUUUUUCAUUUUUUUUUUUUUUUUUGGUGUAACCAACUCCAAAAGGUCUGAAACAUGUUCCUACAAAGGUUUUGGCAGUGAUUUUAACCCUAAGGCCAAAAACCUUAAGCCUUACCCUAGCCCCAUAACCUAAUAUCCGUAUUAUUAGGUUGAAGACCCCAAAUAUUUUUUUUUCAUUUUUCAUUUUUUUUUUGGUCUAACUAACUCCAAAAGGUUGGAAAAGAGUUCCUACAAAGGUUUUGGACAGUGAUUUUAACCCUAACGCCAAAAACCUUAAACCUUACCCUAGCCCCAAAACCUAAUACCGGGGUAUUACCUUCAGGAAGCCUGAACACCCCAAAUAUUUUUUUUCAUUUUUCGUUAUUUUUUGGUCUAACUAAUUCCAAAAGGUCUGAAACAUGUUCCUACAAAGGUUUUGGCAGUGAUUUUAACCCUAAGGCCAAAAACCUUAAGCCUUACCCUAGCCCCAUAACCUAAUAUCCGUAUUAUUAGGUUGAAGACCCCAAAUAUUUUUUUUUCAUUUUUCAUUUUUUUUUUGGUCUAACUAACUCCAAAAGGUUGGAAAAGAGUUCCUACAAAGGUUUUGGACAGUGAUUUUAACCCUAACGCCAAAAACCUUAAACCUUACCCUAGCCCCAAAACCUAAUACCGGGGUAUUACCUUCAGGAAGCCUGAACACCCCAAAUAUUUUUUUUCAUUUUUCGUUAUUUUUUGGUCUAACUAAUUCCAAAAGGUCUGAAACAUGUUCCUACAAAGGUUUUGGACACUGAUUUUAACUCUAACGCCAAAAACCUUAAACCUUACCCUAGCCCCAUAACAUAAUACCCGGGUAUUACCUUCAGGAAGCCCGAACACCCCAAAUAUCUAUUUUUUAUUUUUCUUGUUUUUUGGUCUAACUAACUCCAAAAGGUUGGAACAGAGUUCCUACAAAGGUUUUGGACAGUGAUUUUAACCCUGACGCCAAAAACCUUAAACCUUACCCUAGCCCCAAAACCUAAUACCGGGGUAUUACCUUCAGGAAGCCCGAAGACCCCAAAUAUUUUUUUUUCAUUUUUCAUUAUUUUUUGGUCUAAAUAAUUCCAAAAGGUCUGAAACAUGUUCCUACAAAGGUUUUGGACACUGAUUUUAACUCUAACGCCAAAAACCUUAAACCUUACCCUAGCCCCAUAACAUAAUACCCGAGUAUUACCUUCAGGAAACCCGAAAACCCCAAAUAUUUUUUUUUCUUUUUCUUUUUUUUUUUUUGUCAAACUAAAUCCUAAAGGUUGGAACAGAGUUCCUACAAAGGUUUUGGACAGUGAUUUUAACCCCAACGCCAAAAACCUUAAACCUAACCAUAGCCCCAUAACCUAAUACCCGGGUAUUACCUUCAGGAAGCCCGAACACCCCAAAUAUAUAUUUUUUAAUUUUAUUUUUUUUGGUCUAACUAACUCCAAAAGGUUGGAAAAGAGUUCCUACAAAGGUUUUGGACAGUGAUUUUAACCCUAACGCCAAAAACCUUAAACCUUUCCAAAGCCCCAUAACCUAAUACCCGGGUAUUACCUUCAGGAAGCCUGAACACCCCAAAUAUGUUUUUUUCAUUUUUCAUUUUUUUUUGGUCUAACUAACUCCAAAAGGUUGGAAAAGAGUUCCUACAAAGGUUUUGGACAGUGAUUUUAACCCUAACGCCAAAAACCUUAAACCUUACCAUAGCCCCAUAACCUAAUACCCGGGUAUUACCUUCAGGAAGCCCGAAAACCCCAAAUAUUGUUUUUUCAUUUUUCAUUUUUUUUUGGUCUAACUAACUCCAAAAGGUUGGAAAAGAGUUCCUACAAAGGUUUUGGACAGUGAUUUUAACCCUAACACCAAAAACCUUAAACCUUACCAUAGCCCCAUAACCUAAUACCCGGGUAUUACCUUCAGGAAGCGCGAAAUCCCCAACUAUUUUUUUUUCUUUUAUCUUUUUUUUGGUCUAACUAACUCCAAAAGGUUGGACAAGAGUUCCUACAAAGGUUUUGGACAGUGAUUUUAACCCUCACGCCAAAAACCUUAAACCUUACCCUAGCCCCAGGAAGCCUGAACACCCCAAAUAUUUUUUUUUCAUUUUACAUUUUUUUCUGGUGUAACCAACUCCAAAAGGUCUGAAACAAGUUCCUAAAAAGGUUUUGGACAGUGAUUUUAACCCUAACGCCAAAAAACCUUAAACCUUACCCUAGCCCCAUAACCUAAACCAGGUAUUACCUUCAGGAAGCCCGAACACCCCAAAUAUUUUUUUUUCAUUUUUCGUUAUUUUUUAGUCAAACUAACUCCAAAAGGUCUGAAACAUGUUCCUAAAAAGGUUUUGGACAUUGAUUUUAACCCUAACGCCAAAAACCUUAAACCUUACCCUAGCCCCAAAACCUAACACCGGGGUAUUACCUUCAGGAAGCCCGAACACCCAAAAUAUAUAUUUUUUUUUUUCUUUUUUUUUUUUGUCAAACUAAAUCCAAAAGGUUGGAAGAAAGUUCCUAUAAAGGUUUUGGACAGUGAUUUUAACCCUAACGCCAAAAACCUUAAACCUUACCAUAGCCCCAUAACCAAAAACCCGGGUAUUACCUUCAGGAAGCCCGAAAACCCCAAAUAUUUUUUUUCCAUUUUUCGUUUUUUUUGGUCUAACUAAUUCCAAAAGGUCUGAAACAUGUUCCUACAAAGGUUUUGGACACUGAUUUUAACCCUAAAGCCAAAAACCUUAAACCUUACCCUAGCCCCAAAACCUAAUACCCGGGUAUUACCUUCAGGAAGCCCGAACACCCCAAAUAUUUUUUUUUCAUUUUUCACUUUUUUUUGGUCUAACUAACUCCAAAAGGUUGAAAAAGAGUUCCUACAAAGGUUUUGGACAGUGAUUUUAACCCUAAGGCCAAAAACCUUAAACCUUACCAUAGCCCCAUAACCUAAUACCCGGGUAUUACCUUCAGAAAGCCCGAAACCACAAAUAUUGUUUUUUCAUUUUUCCUUUUUUUCUUGUCUAACUAACUCCAAAAGGUUGGAAAAGAGUUCCUACAAAGGUUUUGGACAGUGAUUUUAACCCUAACACCAAAAACCUUAAACCUUACCAUAGCCCCAUAACCUAAUACCCGGGUAUUACCUUCAGGAAGCGCGAAAUCCCCAACUAUUUUUUUUUCUUUUAUCUUUUUUUUGGUCUAACUAACUCCAAAAGGUUGGACAAGAGUUCCUACAAAGGUUUUGGACAGUGAUUUUAACCCUCACGCCAAAAACCUUAAACCUUACCCUAGCCCCAGGAAGCCUGAACACCCCAAAUAUUUUUUUUUCAUUUUACAUUUUUUUCUGGUGUAACCAACUCCAAAAGGUCUGAAACAAGUUCCUAAAAAGGUUUUGGACAGUGAUUUUAACCCUAACGCCAAAAAACCUUAAACCUUACCCUAGCCCCAUAACCUAAACCAGGUAUUACCUUCAGGAAGCCCGAACACCCCAAAUAUUUUUUUUUCCUUUUUCGUUAUUUUUUAGUCAAACUAACUCCAAAAGGUCUGAAACAUGUUCCUAAAAAGGUUUUGGACAUUGAUUUUAACCCUAACGCCAAAAACCUUAAACCUUACCCUAGCCCCAAAACCUAACACCGGGGUAUUACCUUCAGGAAGCCCGAACACCCAAAAUAUAUAUUUUUUAUUUUUCUUUUUUUUUUUUUGUCAAACUAAAUCCAAAAGGUUGGAAGAAAGUUCCCAUAAAGGUUUUGGACAGUGAUUUUAACCCUAACGCCAAAAACCUUAAACCUUACCAUAGCCCCAUAACCAAAAACCCGGGUAUUACCUUCAGGAAGCCCGAAAACCCCAAAUAUUUUUUUUUCAUUUUUCGUUUUUUUUUGGUCUAAAUAACUCCAAAAGGUUGGAACAGAGUUCCUACAAAGGUUUUGGACAGUGAUUUUAACCCCAACGCCAAAAACCUUAAACCUAACCAUAGCCCCAUAACCUAAUACCCGGGUAUUACCUUCAGGAAGCCCGAACACCCCAAAUAUAUAUUUUUUAAUUUUAUUUUUUUUGGUCUAACUAACUCCAAAAGGUUGGAAAAGAGUUCCUACAAAGGUUUUGGACAGUGAUUUUAACCCUAACGCCAAAAACCUUAAACCUUACCAAAGCCCCAUAACCUAAUACCCGGGUAUUACCUUCAGGAAGCCUGAACACCCCAAAUAUUUUUUUUUCAUUUUUCAUUUUUUUUUGGUCUAAAUAACUCCAAAAGGUUGGAACAGAGUUCCUACAAAGGUUUUGGACAGUGAUUUUAACCCUAACGCCAAAAACCUUAAACCUUACCCUAGCCCCAAAACCUAAUACCCGGGUAUUACCUUCAGGAAGCCCGAACACCCCAAAUAUUUUUUUUCCAUUUUUCGUUUUUUUUUGGUCUAACUAAUUCCAAAAGGUCUGAAACAUGUUCCUACAAAGGUUUUGGACAGUGAUUUUAACCCUAACGCCAAAAACCUUAAACCUUACCCUAGCCCCAAAACCUAAUACCCGGGUAUUACCUUCAGGAAGCCCGAACACCCCAAAUAUUUUUUUUUCAUUUUUCAUUUUUUUUGGUCUAACUAACUCCAAAAGGUCUGAAACAUGUUCCUACAAAGGUUUUGGACACUGAUUUUAACCCUAAAGCCAAAAACCUUAAACCUUACCCUAGCCCCAUAACCUAAUACCCGGGUAUUACCUUCAGGAAGCCCGAACACCCCAAAUAUUUUUUUUUCAUUUUUCAUUUUUUUUGGUCUAACUAACUCCAAAAGGUUGAAAAAGAGUUCCUACAAAGGUUUUGGACAAUGAUUUUAACCCUAAGGCCAAAAACCUUAAACCUUACCCUAGCCCCAUAACCUAAUACAUGAAUUACCUUCAGGAAGCCCGAACAACCCAAAUAUCUUUUUUUCAUUUUACAUUUUUUUUGGUGUAACCAACUCCAGAAGGUCUGAAACAGGUUCCUAAAAAGGUUUUGGACAGUGAUUUUAACCCUACGCCAAAUACCUUAAACCUUACCCUAGCCCGAAAACCUAAUACCCGGGUAUUACCUUCAGGAAGCCCCGAACACCCCAAAUAUAUAUUUUUUCAUUUUACAUUUUUUUUGGUGUAACCAACUCCAAAAGGUCUGAAACAUGUUCCUAAAAAGGUUUUGGACAGUGAUUUUAACCCUCACGCCAAAAACCUUGAACCUUACCAUAGCCCCAUAACCUAAUACCCGGGUAUUACUUUCAGGAAGCCCGAACACCCCAAAUAUUCCUUUUUCAUUUUUCUUUUUUUUUUGGUGUAACCAACUCCAAAAGGUCUGAAACAUGUUCCUAAAAAGGUUUUGGACAGUGAUUUUAACCCUAACGCCAAAAACCUUAAACCUUACCCUAGCCCCAAAACCCAAUACCCGGGUAUUACCUUCAGGAAGCCCGAAGACCCCAAAUAUUUUUUUUUCAUUUUUUUUUUUUUUUUUUGGUCUAACUAACUCCAAAAGGUUGGAAAAGAGUUCCUACAAAGGUUUUGGACAGUGAUUUUAACCCUAACGCCAAAAACCUUAAACCUUACCCUAGCCCCAUAACCUAAUACCCGGGUAUUACCUUCAGGAAGCCCGAAAACCCCAAAUAUAUUUUUUUCAUUUUUCAUUUUUUUUUGGUCUAACUAACUCCAAAAGGUUGGAAAAGAGUUCCUACAAAGGUUUUGGACAGUGAUUUUAACCCUAACGCCAAAAACCUUAAACCUUACCAUAGCCCCAUAACCUAAUACCGGGGUAUUACUUUUAGGAAGCCUGAACACCCCAAAUAUUUUUUUUUCAUUUUUCAUUUUUUUUUGGUCUAAGUAACUCCAAAAGGUUGGAAAAGAGUUCCUACAAAGGUUUUGGACAGUGAUUUUAACCCUAACGCCAUAAAACUUAAACCUUACCCUAGCCUUAAAAUCUAAUACCCGGGUAUUACAUUCAGGAAGCCCGAAAACCCCAAACAUUUCUUUUUCAUUUUUCAUUUUUUUUUGGUCUAACUAACUCCAAAAGGUUGGGAAAGAGUUCCUACAAAGGUUUUGGACAGUGAUUUUAAACCUAAUGCCAAAAACCUUAAACCUUACCAUAGCCCCAUAACCUAAUACCCGGGUAUUACCUUCAGGAAGCCCGAACACCCCAAAUAUUUUUUUUUCAUUUUACAUUUUUUUUGGUGUAACCAACUCCAAAAGGUUGGAAAAGAGUUCCUACAAAGGUUUUGGACAGUGAUUUUAACCCUAACGCCAAAAACAUUAAACCUUACCAUAGCCCCAUAACCUAAUACCCGGGUAUUACCUUCAGGAAGCCCGAACACCCCUAAUAUAUUUUUUUUCAUUUUACAUUUUUGUUGGUGUAACCAACUCCAAAAGGUUGGUAUUACACCCCACCCUUAGGCGGCCCUAUGGGGCUAACAACAAUCCUCAACUUUUUACCCAUCAAAUUAACCAAAACACCUUCAAAAGUUUAACACGUGAUUUAUUGUGAAAAAACAACAAAAUUGCAAACUAAACACAAAGCACCCACAACACAAAUGAGAGGCAGCAGGGCAGCAGUUCCCCACCAAAUGCCUCUCCAGACUGCAGGCAGCUCUGGGCUUUUAGACUCCCAGCACCAGGUGAGUCUGAUUGUCACUCAAGUGAUUUCACCUGGGCAGCUAUGGAGAGACAAAAGAGGAAAACACAUGCAAAACAAACACACAGCCGUAACAGUUGGAAAAGAGUUCCUACAAAUGUUUUGGACAGUGAUUUUAACCCUAACGCCAUAAAACUUAAACCUUACCCUAGCCUUAAAAUCUAAUACCCGGGUAUUACAUUCAGGAAGCCCGAAAACCCCAAAUAUUUUUUUUUCAUUUUGAUAUUUUUUUGGUCUAACUAACUCCAAAAGGUUGGAAAAGAGUUCCUACAAAGGUUUUGGACAGUGAUUUUAACCCUAACGCCAAAAACCUUAAACCUUACCAUAGCCCCAUAACCUAAUACCGGGGUAUUACAUUUAGGAAGCCUGAACACCCCAAAUAUUUUUUUUUCAUUUUUCAUUUUUUUUUUGGUCUAACUAGCUCCAAAAAAUUGGAAAUGAGUUCCUACAAAGGUUUUGGACAGUGAUUUUAACCCUAACGCCAAAAAACUUAAACCUUUCCCUGGCCUUAAGAUCUAAUACCCGGGUAUUACCUUCAGGAAGCCCGAAAACACCAAAUAUUUUUUUUUUCAUUUUUCAUUUUUUUUUGGUCUAACUAACUCCAAAAGGUUGGAAAAUAGUUCCUACAAAGGUUUUGGACAGUGAUUUUAACCCUAAUGCCAAAAACCUUAAACCUUACCAUAGCCCCAUAACCUAAUACCCGGGUAUUACUUUAGGAAGCCUGAACACCCCAAAUAUUUUUUUUUCAUUUUUCAUUUUUUUUUGGUCUAACUAACUCCAAAAGGUUGGAAAAGAGUUCCUACAAAGGUUUUGGACAGUGAUUUUAACCCUAACGCCAAAAACCUUAAACCUUACCCUAGCCCCAUAACCUAAUACCCGGGUAUUACCUUCAGGAAGCCCGAACACCCCAAAUAUUUUUUUUUCAUUUUUCAUUUUUUUUUGGUCUAACUAACUCCAAAAGGUUGGAAAAGAGUUCCUACAAAGGUUUUGGACAGUGAUUUUAACCCUAACGCCAAAAACCUUAAACCUUACCAUAGCCCCAUAACCUAAUACCCGGGUAUUACCUUCAGGAAGCCUGAACACCCCAAAUAUUUUUUUUUUCAUUUUUCAUUUUUUUUUGGUCUAAGUAACUCCAAAAGGUUCGAAAAGAGUUCCUACAAAGGUUUUGGACAGUGAUUUUAACCCUAACGCCAAAAACCUUAAACCUUACCCUAGCCCCAUAACCUAAUACCCGGGUAUUACCUUCAGGAAGCCCGAACACCCCAAAUAUUUUUUUUUCAUUUUUCAUUUUUUUUUUGGUCUAACUAACUCCAAAAGGUUGGAAAGAGUUCCUACAAAGGUUUUGGACAGUGAUUUUAACCCUAACGCCAAAAACCUUAAACCUUACCAUAGCCCCAUAACCUAAUACCCGGGUAUUACCUUCAGUAAGCCGGAACACCCCAAAUAUUUUUUUUUUCAUUUUACAUUUUUGUUGGUGUAACCAACUCCAAAAGGUUGGAAAAGAGUUCCUACAAAGGUUUUGGACAGUGAUUUUAACUCUAACGCCAAAAACCUUAAACCUUACCAUAGCCCCAUAAACUAAUACCCGGGUAUUACCUUCAGGAAGCCCGAACACCCCAAAUAUCUUUUUUUCAUUUUACAUUUUUGUUGGUGUAACCAACUCCAAAAGGUUGG